This is a messenger RNA of Oncorhynchus masou masou (cherry salmon), 970 nucleotides long. RefSeq names its product CD209 antigen-like protein C. The record is from RefSeq and is a predicted model, not a curated record. Bases 138 to 923 code for a protein of 261 amino acids. NCBI's taxonomy places the organism in Eukaryota, Metazoa, Chordata, Actinopteri, Salmoniformes, Salmonidae. The transcript is spliced from 6 exons.
UACAACUGAGAUAACAGCAGACUUUACAACAGUAGAAGAUACAACAGUAGAAGUUACAACAGUAGAAGAUACAAGAGUAGAAGUUAUAAGAGUAGAAAUUACGAUUUGAAGACAAAGAACCUAAACAAAUAAAGACCAUGGAUAUUGAUGAUCACAUAUACGGAAACGAAAGACCCAUCAAGCCCCGCAAGAAGGAUGGAGUUGGUGAUCAACAUUCAGUGUCUUGUCAGUGGUGGAAGAGAUACUCUGGAGCUGCUGCAGUGUGUCUGGGGCUGCUGUGUGUUCUCCUACUGGCUGGGAUCAUAGGCCUGUCUCUCUACCAGAGAAACCAGUUGACCUGUUCCAACACCCUGACUGAAGAGAGGGACCAGCUACACACCAGCAACAACACCCUGAUCAAAGAGGGAGACCAGCUACAGAGUCGCAACAACACCCUGACCAAAGAUGGAGACCAGCUACAGACGAGCAACAACACCCUGAUCAAAGAGAGAGACCAGCUUCAGAAAGAGAUAGAACUUCUGAAACAAUCUUUAGUUGAGAAAGUGUGUCCUCAAGGAUGGAAGAAGCUUGGUAGCAGUUGUUACUACGUCUCCACUGAGUACAAAUCCUGGAAGGAAAGCAGAGAGGACUGCAGAAAUAGAGGAGCAGACCUGGUGGUCAUCAAGAGCCAAGAACAACAGACAUUAGUCAAUUGGUUAUGUGGACGAAAUAACUAUGUCUGGAUUGGUCUGACUGACUCUGUUUCUGAGGGGACCUGGAAAUGGGUGGACGACACACCACUGACCACAAAGUAUUGGAACAGUAAACAGCCUAAUGGUGGUGGAGCACAGAACUGUGUGUAUUUCUACUCCUGGUCAUCAGACAGAGGAGAAUGGUGGGACUAUGACUGUUCCUAUAAAUACAGAUGGAUCUGUGAGAAGUAGGAUUCAUCCUCGGUACUCUCUGAACUGCUAAAUAAGAUUAUGCUCAG